AUGCACACGCUCACGGGCGUCGCGGACGACUUCGUCAUGCUCGCGCGCGCGGCGACGCGCCGAGGGUUCCGGAUCGUCGUCAUGCUUCGACGCGGACACCUCGGGCGGCCGCUGCGGACGCCGCGGUUCAAUCUCCUCGGCUGCGUGGACGACCUGCGCGUCCACCUCGACGGGAUCCAGGCGGAAUUCCCGAACGCGCCGCUGUUCGGAUACGGCGAGAGCGCGGGGACCGGGCUCGCGGUGCGAUACAGCGGCGAGAGCGGGAAGAAGAAUCGCUUCGCCGCGGUGGCGUGCGUGUGCCCGGGGUACGACACGACCGAGGGCGGCGCGUUUUCGCGGUUCGAGCCGCUCCUGGAUAAGCACCUGCUGCUCAGCGUGAAGAACAUGUUCCUGCGCGCGAACGAGCGGCUGCUGAUGUCCGCGUCGGGGCUCACGCCGUCGUACGUCGAGUGCAUGGCCGCGCCGGACAUGGCGGAGCUCCAGCGAAGGCUGUUCGGGAUCGAGGGGUAUCCGAGUUUGGAGGCGUAUCACUCGGCGACGAACCCGAUGGGACCCGUCGAAGGCAUCGCCGCGCCGUUGCUCGUCAUCAACAGCGACGACGACCCGAUAUGCGCGCCGUCGAACGUGGACGAUAACCUCCACGCGUUCGACGUCACCGCGCCGAGGGCGCUCGUGCGCACGCCCGUGGGAACGCACUGCUGCUUCUACGAGGGAAAGACGAUCACGCCGAGGAGCUCGUGGGCGCACGACGCGUGCCUCGACUUCUUCGUCGCCGUGUGCGACGAGCCGAGGUACGAGCGGCGGCGGCGGCCGAAGGGGAAGCGCGUGUCGAAGCGGCCGCGGAGGAAGCCGAUGGGGGUCGACAAUAACGCGGUGGAGCUGAAGAAGCCGGCGCCGACGCUCGUCGGCGCGGGGGGGAACGAGAGGAUCAAAGCGGGGGAUAUCAAGCCCGUCGCGCGGUCCGUGAGGUUCAGCGUCGACGCGGAGCCGAAGCGGCGGAAUCGCGGGCGAGGGUCCGGACACUCGCCCUCGAUGCCGAAGGACGGGAUGGACCGUCGGUGA
This is a messenger RNA of Micromonas pusilla CCMP1545, 1062 nucleotides long. RefSeq lists its product as uncharacterized. Gene Ontology annotation, molecular function: short-chain carboxylesterase activity; monoacylglycerol lipase activity. The transcript has a single exon. NCBI's taxonomy places the organism in Eukaryota, Viridiplantae, Chlorophyta, Mamiellophyceae, Mamiellales, Mamiellaceae. Bases 1 to 1062 code for a protein of 353 amino acids. The record is from RefSeq and is a predicted model, not a curated record.